Molecule: messenger RNA, 464 nt
Organism: Vanessa atalanta (red admiral)
Lineage: Eukaryota; Metazoa; Arthropoda; Insecta; Lepidoptera; Nymphalidae
Product: U-scoloptoxin(19)-Sm1a-like
Exons: 3
Coding region: 39-419 (126 amino acids)
Source: RefSeq, a predicted model, not a curated record
GUGUGUUACGUUAAGUCACAUUGCAUUGAAACCGGCGCAUGCGCAGACGUCUGACAGUCGUUGACAAUAUGAAGUAUUUUAUGUUAGUUUUCGUUGUGUGUGGAGUCGUUUUCGGAAAUGAGGAAGAUUUUAAAAUAAUUGACGCAAUAGAGCAAGAAAAGCCGUGUAUGGAAAUGGGCGGCAUUUGCACGGUUGCAGCUGACUGCCCAAAGGGACACCUCGCUGAGAAACAGGGACUUUGUCCGAAUCAACGCAAACAAGGAAUCGACUGCUGCUAUGGACUAUCAAUGAAAGAGACUCGUUGCCUCAAACAUGGCGGAGUUUGUAUGAAACCGGAAGUGUAUUGUAAUCCAAGUAUUAUAUUUGAUGAAGCUACAGAUUGUGUUGAUAAUCAAAAGUGCUGUCUUAUGGUAUUGUAGCAUAUUUAUAUGCUUAUAUUAAAUAUAAUAAAAUGAAAAACUUUA